UGUACAAUGAUCUUAGAAUGUUUACCAAAUAAAAAUGGAUACAAAGAUUGCUAGUAAGUGUCAAAAGCUUAUAGUGGCUGCGAUUGACUUUGGGACUACAUAUUCCGGCUAUGCAUUCUCAAUGAAACAUGACUGGGGUAAAGUUAUGACUAACGGCUGGCAGGGAGGGUCCCUCCUCUCUCACAAGGCUCCAACAUGUCUCCUUCUGAAGAAGGAUCAAUCCGUAUCGCUGUUUGGUUAUGAAGCAGAAGACAGGUACUCGGAACUCACAGCAGAGGAGAGUAAAGAUCAUGAAAAUUAUUAUUUCUUUCAACGAUUCAAGAUGAUUCUACACGAAGACGUGUCCGUCAGCAGGCAUAUACCAUGCAAGGAUAUAAAAGGAAAGACUCUGGAAGCUGGUACAGUGUUCAUGCACUGCAUCAAAUACCUUAAAAACCACCUGUUUGAGGAGAUUAAGAAAAGUGUAGUUGGCAUCCCAGAGGAAGACAUAGACUUUAUCCUGACAGUGCCUGCUAUCUGGGGGGACAAAGCAAAGAUGUUCAUGAGAGAGGCAGCUUUAAAGGCUGGAAUAAAAAAGGACCGUUUGAUCAUAGCAUUGGAGCCUGAGGCAGCAUCUAUCUACUGUCAGUAUUUACAGAUCGCUAAAGACGAUGCCUCGUCUGCUCUAGGAGUGGUCAGUGCUGGUACUAAAUACAUGGUCCUUGACUUGGGAGGUGGGACUGCUGACAUCACAGUUCACCAGAAAUGUGAGGACAAUACACUAGAGGAAGUCCUCCCCGCCAGCGGAGGUCCAUGGGGAGGGAAAUCUGUGGACGAUGCCUUCUUAAAAUUUCUGACUGAAUUGGCAGGGGAGAAAGUAAUGGAAGCCUUUAAGCAAAAAUACAUGGAAGAUUAUUUGGAAAUUAUGAGAGUGUUCGAAACAAAGAAAAGAACUAUAAAACCAAACAAAACAGGGAUGACAAAUAUGACAAUACCACAAGCCUUUUACAAGCUGUGUUCUGAAAUGCAUAAUGUAGGAGACUUUAAGGAAGUUAUUGAGAAAAAUACAAUGCAUAAAGGUAAUGUGAAAUAUGGUGGAGGAAAACUUAAGUGGAGUAAUGAAUACUUUGCCGGAUUUUUCAAGAAAACCAUUGACAGCAUUGUGAAACAUAUCGACGAAUUGUUUGAUGAGGAUAUGGUGAGAGAUGUAGAAAUUAUUGUUAUGGUUGGAGGAUUCUCGGAAUGCAUGCUUGUCCAGGAUGCCAUUAGGAAAAAUUUUGAACAUAAGAAAGUUAUCGUACCAGAAGAAGCAGGGUUAGCUGUUUUAAAGGGUGCUGUAUUUUUUGGCCAUGUUCCUGAUGCCAUCUCAAGGAGGUCAGCGAGGUAUACAUACGGAAUCCAGACAUGGCCAGAAUUUAGGCCAGGGUUUCAUCUGGAAUCGAAGAAGGUCAGCGUUCGUGGAUCCAUGCGGUGUCGAGAUGUAUUCUUCAAGGUCAUCACUAAAGGCGAAAAGAUCAUGCCAGGUUAUACUAAGUCCCAGAUCUUUCAAGCUCUUAAUAGCGAGGAAAAGUGCCUCGAAUGUGGCGUAUUUAUUUCUGAUCAGAAGAAUCCAACUUACGUCGAUGAACAUGGGUGCAGGUUACUUGGGGUUUUACAAGUUCCAUUAUCGUCUGAUGGCAAGCAGACAUCAUGUGAAAUAGAGGAAUCUUUAAUUUUUGGAGAGACAGAACUAAGAUUUAAAGCAAAGGAUGUUUAUACCGGUGUACAACGUGAAAUUAUGUUUGAUCUUCUGAAAGACUGAUCAGAUUAAUAUUAUUAUACUCUAACUAUAUCGGUUUUCUUUUCUGUGAUAUACUAGUAAACCAAUAUUAAAAUUCUCAUCUG
This is a messenger RNA of Saccostrea echinata, 1863 nucleotides long. RefSeq names its product heat shock 70 kDa protein 12A-like. The transcript has 4 exons. Gene Ontology annotation, molecular function: ATP-dependent protein folding chaperone; ATP binding. The record is from RefSeq and is a predicted model, not a curated record. NCBI's taxonomy places the organism in Eukaryota, Metazoa, Mollusca, Bivalvia, Ostreida, Ostreidae. Bases 35 to 1780 code for a protein of 581 amino acids.